Aedes albopictus (Asian tiger mosquito) is the source of this 2248-nucleotide messenger RNA. RefSeq lists its product as uncharacterized. Bases 836 to 1975 code for a protein of 379 amino acids. The transcript is spliced from 2 exons. The record is from RefSeq and is a predicted model, not a curated record. NCBI's taxonomy places the organism in Eukaryota, Metazoa, Arthropoda, Insecta, Diptera, Culicidae.
CAGAGGAAAUUCCUAGUUAAUUACCAUGGAAGUGCUCAUUAGUAAGCUGAGAAGCUGACUUUGUGCCAGUUGUGACGUUACGCCAAGAAAAAGAACUUCCGCUUCCAAAUCAACAAGAAAGAAUCGUCAUUUUAAAUAUAUUACAUGCAUCCAGUGUUGAAUUAUUCCUUGGAUGGUAAACAAAAUGAGUCACUGAGCUGAAACACCGGCACCGGCUUAUACAGGACGCAUUAUGCAUACUAAUGUAGGUUAGUCACUUUUGGGAAAGGUGUUCCAAUCCAAGAUUGUCCUGUGCGACGCCGUGGUUGUACUUCAAUCACAAAUCAAAGCAAAAGGUUUCUUGGUGCUUAUUAUAGGUGCCGAGGAAAUUUGUAUGCAGUUGCACAUGGGAUGGAAGAUUGACAGACGAACGAGCAGAACGCGACCGCCAAACUCACUCAAAUUGUCCAAUCAAUCGGUCACGUGUGCCCGCCGUCGCCACUGAGAAUCACGCGUUAUCACCGCAUUGACUGGGGUAGCAAAGGCGACGCGCAUUCCUAUUGGCUAUUAAAGGUUAUUUGACCAUUAGCGACAGUGAAUUUUUGAUUGGCGCUACGCGUUGAUAUGGUAAUGAUCGCGUUUCAACGCUUGUAAGCUACAUGGUAUAAGUCGGUUAUGACAGGGGUUUCUACCUGCGUGCGUUAUCCUGAAUACUAACGCGGUCGAUUCCUUGGAGAUCAUCACGCACAGCGGCGGUGCACAUAUUUGAUGAAUUGUUGAAGAACAAAGUGUAUAAAAAUGUCGGCACCACAUGUGGUCCGGUGUCAGUCCGUCAAGAGCUGAGCAAUAGAUCAGAAUGAAAUUGUUUGUGCUGUGUUUGUUUUUGGGGGCUGUAGCUGCCGAAGCUCCGUUCGCCGGGUACGCUCCAUCCGGUUGGCGUCCUCAGGGAGCUCAGUUCCGAUUACCAACGGAAUACGGAGCCCCUGUGGUUGAACAGAAGCAGGAAGUCGAGGUCACCAAAGAAAAGGUCGCUUUUGCGGCACAGGUCGUGGAAACGUCGGUUGAAACUACCACUGAACAGCUGUUGAGCAACGAAUACCUUCCACCUGCCACCACCACCGAACAGCCCGAACUUGACCCGAUCCGUGUCCAAGGAUUGCCUCAAAGCCAGUUCCGUGAUUUUCAGAAGCAACCACAGCCCAGCUUCGCAGUAAAUGGACAACUGCGUGUGUCGCCAAGCAGCAACUUCAAGUUCGGACGUCAGGAACAGGCCCAACCCGCUGCAGCCUAUGGCGUACCAGAACAAGAUGCCAACGACUCCGAUGCCCAGGACUUGCCAGAGAACCAACAAAUUCCACAGCAACUUCCCCUGUUCCCACAAAAUGGCCGCCUUCGGGCAACCCAAAACCAGAACUUCCAAUUCGGUCGUCAGGAGCAGGCCCAACCAGCUCAAGCGUACGGCGUUCCCGAUCAAGAUGACAACGACUCGAACAAUCCCGAAGAACAAUACCCAGACCCUAGACAAACAUCGGGAGCCAAUCAGGCACCUCAACAACCCAUCUUCGCCUUCAACGGACAACUGCGCGCAUUCCCCGCCAACCAGUUCAAGUUCGGUCGUCAGGAGCAAGCUCAACUAACUCAGACCUACGGAACACCCGGAGAUAAGGAUGCCGAAGAGUCCGGAAGCGAAGAUCUACCAGAAGAGCCGGAACCCACCGACGCGCCCAGCUCCGACAGCGACGAUUCGGUCAACCAGGGUCCAAACGGUGACGGUCGCACGGUCAUUGCCGUAGCAAAUUCAUUCACCGGCCAGUACUACGUUCUCGGCCCGGACAACAACCUCCAGCGGGUCAUGUACGCCACGUCCCAAUCUGAUGAUGACCGCCGCAACAUGGGCUUCACCGCGCAGCUUCGCUAUUCGCAGGUGGAACCCAUUCGAGGACCCGUCUAUGCCUACAACGAGCAAGGUCAACUGGUCCGAAUCUACAAGAAGUAGACGCAUUCCGCAUCCAAUAAUGAAUAGGAAGAAACCUGACGACGCCGCUCAAGUGCACGGUCAACGAUUGUACCCAUGUGGAGAAGGUACCAUAGGCAGGCAUAGGUAGUUAGGUAUUCAAAUCAUGACAUCGCAAUACGUUUCGCAUCGCACUCGUUCGCAUCAAUUCACACCGCCCGACGUACACGUGAGGGAGAUUUAUUUAUUUACCGUUCUUGUAAAUUAUGUUGGAAAAGUAAUAAAUUCGAUGUUAUGCUGUUGGCAGAAGUUCAA